This is a messenger RNA of Sporisorium graminicola, 462 nucleotides long. RefSeq lists its product as uncharacterized. Lineage: Eukaryota; Fungi; Basidiomycota; Ustilaginomycetes; Ustilaginales; Ustilaginaceae. The transcript has a single exon. The record is from RefSeq and is a predicted model, not a curated record. The coding region runs from base 1 to 462 and encodes 153 amino acids.
AUGAAGGACGACAAAUGCUCAAUGUGGAUGGCAGAGGAACCCGAUGAAGCACGUAGUCAAAUUGGUAUCAUGUUGACCGCACUCAGCAACGGAAAGUACGAGUACUUUACAAUCUACCGAGUACCGCCGGAUACAGAGUACGACGAGUUUCCAGAUAUGGAUGAAGUCAUCCAGAGUCGAGGUUACGGGCAACGAUUCACCGUCGAGGUGUUUCAAAUCGGUCAAGACGGUCUCUGUCGCCUCUUCGUUGUUGGGCAUGCACAAGCCGCCAACGAUUGCGACGAGUGCGAACAAAUCACCGCCCCCGACGGGGCUAUCGACUGGGUUCGACCAGCUGAAGUUCUGGACUUGGCCGAAGCGAUCAGUCUAUUCCAACACUACUACGACCAUGAUUGCAUUCCGGCGGGCUGGCACCUUCGAGAACGGCCAGAGUUUACUCGCGAGGUCGAUAUUACAGACUGA